CCAAACCAAAACCCGAAAGAGAAGACAAAGCUCUACAUAUAUAAUAUAUUACAUAUGUGUUAUAUAAGAUUAUAUUAUAAAACAAACGGGCUGGUGGGAAGGCAGGGAGGGAAGGAAGGAAUCUCAGGUGGCUCGGACAGCUCACGAAUUCGAGGAGGGAAGGAAGGAAACCCUAGUUCGACAUCUCGCCUGUUGGUUCGAUCUUCCGUGGUGGUCUUCGGUCUCUGCCGCAGCUGCGGAAGUGUCGGAGAAGCAAGGAAAGCGAGGCUGGGGCUCCGUGCCGUUGUCGAAGUCGGAAACAGUUGACGGUGAUUCGAUUGAUUAUACUGACUGGGGAACUCGACGAUGGUGCUCUUCUCCAAGAGUGUAUCCGCACUCUCAAGCUUGAGUUCUCGUGCUCAGGUCAAGAGUCGAACCCAAACAUUCGUGUAUGGGACUUGCAAAGCUCAAGGUCUUUUGGACAGUCAAGAUGAGCCCGUGAUGAAUAUGUUUUCAACAUGUGCUACGCUAUCAGAAAAGCCCACUAAAGAGAGUCCCCUUUCCGACAUGUUGAUUGACUCGUUUGGAAGAUUCCAUAGUUACUUGAGGAUAUCAUUGACCGAACGGUGCAAUCUCCGGUGCCAAUACUGUAUGCCUGCUGAAGGUGUUGAACUUACCCCGAAGCCCCAACUCCUCUCAUCGAAUGAGAUUAUUCGUCUUGCGGAUCUUUUUGUUGCUGCGGGGGUGGAGAAGAUCCGUCUCACAGGUGGGGAGCCCACUAUUAGGAAAGACAUUGAAGAUAUCUGCUUACAGCUGUCAAACUUGAAAGGCUUGAAGACUCUUGCGAUGACAACGAAUGGUAUAACUCUUGCAAGGAAGCUUCCGAAGCUCAAGGAGUGUGGGCUCACCUCUAUAAAUAUAAGUUUAGACACUUUGAUCCCUGCGAAAUUCGAAUUCAUGACAAGGCGCAAGGGGCAUGAGAAGGUCAUGGAAGCGAUUAAUGCAGCCAUUGAUCUUGGCUACGAUCCUGUUAAGGUUAACUGUGUUGUGAUGCGUGGAUUCAAUGAUGAUGAGAUUGUUGAUUUUGUGGAGUUAACUCGGGAUAAACCAGUUAAUGUCCGGUUCAUCGAGUUCAUGCCUUUCGAUGGAAAUGUUUGGAACGUCAAGAAAUUAGUUUCCUACUAUGAAAUGCGAGAUAAGGUGGUAGCACAAUAUGCUGGCUUAAUACGACUCCAAGACCAUCCCACGGACACAGCAAAGAAUUAUGGUAUAGAUGGGCACCGUGGUACGGUUUCUUUCAUCACAUCAAUGACUGAGCAUUUUUGUGCUGGUUGCAAUAGAUUGCGACUUUUAGCUGAUGGGAACUUCAAAGUGUGCUUGUUUGGCCCUUCAGAGGUUAGCUUGAGAGAUCCUCUUCGUUCCGGUGCCAAUGAUGAUGCACUUCGGGAAAUAAUUGGAGCAGCGGUUGUUAACCUCAGGAGAAUUUAUCAGAUAUAUGGUUUAACUUAUGUUGGUUAAGUAAGGGAACAUGAUUUUGGGCAGAAUAUCAACAGGUCAAGAGGAAGAAGGCUGCACAUGCUGGAAUGUUUGAUAUCGCAAAGACGGCGAAUAGGCCAAUGAUCCACAUCGGUGGCUAAGCUAUUGGUAUUUUGCACUCUUCUCAGUUCUCUUAUCGAACUACACUUUGUCCUAUACCUUUGAACAUCUCCUGACUUUGCACUUUUCCAAUGCCGCGAGCAAUAACAACAAACUAAUCCAGGUACAAAAUUCCUGGGACUAUGUAGAAGAAGUGUGCUGCGAGUCUCCUUUUCUGACCGGAGAAGAAUGCUUCUGUUAUUCGAAGAUGCUUGCAUGUUACCCUUUACGUGGUAUUAUAUGAUUCUUUUAAGCUGAAUAGUAUCUCCUUGUACUGUACAUUACUGGUUUACAUCUCCAUUACUGUACAUUAUGGGUUUUCUCAUUGUAAUUCAGUCGAAAAGAAAGAAAUCAAAAAA
Messenger RNA from Punica granatum (pomegranate), 1973 nucleotides. The record is from RefSeq and is a predicted model, not a curated record. NCBI's taxonomy places the organism in Eukaryota, Viridiplantae, Streptophyta, Magnoliopsida, Myrtales, Lythraceae.